AUGUAUCGUUCAGAUGACGCCUAUAAUCAGUGUCCGCCCAUGGAGGCGACAAAGGUCAACUACGAAGAGGACAAAUCGUCACCACCACCAUUUGUCCCCAAGAAGUCCGACCCUGAAAUAGACGUCGAAUUAGCGGGUCCACCCCAUAAGCCCAACGAACCGGAACCACAAAACUCAGCCGAUGAGGGCGACCGAGUGCUGAUGAGGUUUCUAGCACCGAACCAGCCCGAGGUUGCUGCGACGGCAAGGGCUUCUCCUCUUGAGCCAUUGCCUGGCAAGAAACAAAAGCCACCGCCUAACUUUGGUAAUACACCAAUACAGAGCUAUAUCAAGAUGGAGCUGCCGCCAACGAGAAUCCAUGGUCAAGCCAGAAGCCACGAUCAAGCCCUCAGUAACGCAAGCUCAAAAGUUUCAUCUUGCUUCCAUAGUUCCAACAAAACCUUCCCGGAACUCAAGUCUCGACUCACCUUGCCCUCACUACAACUUAUCCAACCACCCCAUGGAACCAUCCUGGCGAAACACCCACAGAGCAACGACAACAGCCAGCCCCUGCCGUCUAUCUGCGAAGCCCUCAGCGUAUUGUCAGAUUUCGGCCCACCGCCAGUCAACACAAUGUCAUCACCCUACCCUUUCUCCUCAUGCCCCGAAUCAACAACUUCAGGGAACAGCUCCUCAUUCGACCGACCAUACCCGGGGAAUUACUCUAUCCCCACAAGUCCUUACUCUCAGAUCUCGCCGUUGAGUGUGAAGGACGCCUCCACCAACUCUCCUCUAGCCUCGCGGGCGUCCUUCUGGCGUGGAUACUCCCAGUUUGAUAUGAUGUUAGUCCAGAACCCGUACAAGGCUCCCCCAGCGCCUGUCAAAAUCCCGGCCACCGGUUAUUCGACGCGCACGGAACACGCUGGCGCCAGCAUGGGAGAUCGUGUCUCGCUUGCUUCGUCCACUUCCCGGGCCAACGAGAUAUCCGUGGGUAAUCACCAGUGCACGAUUCCCGGGUGUGCUGCUGAGCCAUUCAAAACUCAGUAUCUGCUCAAUAGCUCUCACGCAAAUGUGCACUCCCAAGACCGCCCGUACUUCUGUCCAGUAGGUGGAUGUCCGCGCGCCCACGGCGGAAAAGGCUUCAAACGCAAAAACGAAAUGGCUCUCGGCGUCUUGGGCGCCGUCCUGCGAUUUACCGCCCGUAUUCGACGUUUAGGCAAUCGUAACCUCCAAGUCGAUGACUAUCUUAUGAUGUUCGCGAUGGUCUGGUACACGCUACUAUGUGUUGCUCUAAAUCAAGUUGCUUCUGGUGGAGGAUCCAACUUGAUGACCGAUAAGGACAGACUACACAUGACCCCCCAGAACAAGGCCGAGCGAGUGGCAGCAAAUGGGUUUUCGUCUCGGAGCUGGAUUAAUUAUAUCGCCAUCUAUGUCACCAUUGGGUUUGUCGCUACAGAACUAUCCCUCUUCCUCACCUGCCGCCCAAUAACACAAUACUGGGCUGUCCCAACGGACAACUAUCAAUGUCCAUCCUACCAAUACUACGAGAUCAUCCAAGGCUGCAUCUCCAUCUCCGCCGAUAUUUUCAUACUUUUAAUCGCUAUCCCAAUGCUCGUCCAAGUACGCGUCCCGCUCAAGCAAAAGCUGAUCCUAGUUGCAAUAGUAACAGCGCCAAGACUGGAUGAGAACCUUUGGGGCACCAAGACUUCCUCUCUUCUUGGCGUCGGAAAGCACGUAUUCUCUCUUCGUAUCUCUUUUACUUCUGUCAAAAUAGGAUCGUUUUACAAGUUCCUUGCUAUCACAGCCCUACUAUCAUCGGCCGUCUUGGCCCAAGACCCGGGUCCAUCUCCCAGUGCUUCAAUCGGCUGUGAACCACACGGAGACCAUUGGCACUGUGACGGCCCGGCCUCGACUACUACUGCUCUGGGUUCAUCAACAGCAAGUGAAGUUGAGGCGACCACCACCUCGGCCGCUACAUCGACUACAUCGGCCACUGUUACCCCCACGUUGCCCAGUCCUACGGAAUCUGUGGGUUUCGAGCCGCAUAAAGACCACUGGCACUGUGACGGACCUGUCGAGACUUCUAGUUCGAGUGCCUCUGCGAGCGCUUCUGCCGGCGCAGACGAUGACGAGAAUGGUGUGGGCGCAAGAAAAGUGGAAAUGUUUCUGCUUGUUGGGCUGUCUGUUGUAGCUGCAGGUUUGGAUGUUUGA
Molecule: messenger RNA, 2190 nt
Organism: Penicillium arizonense
Lineage: Eukaryota; Fungi; Ascomycota; Eurotiomycetes; Eurotiales; Aspergillaceae
Exons: 8
Coding region: 1-2190 (729 amino acids)
Source: RefSeq, a predicted model, not a curated record